Leishmania braziliensis MHOM/BR/75/M2904 is the source of this 747-nucleotide messenger RNA. RefSeq lists its product as hypothetical. Bases 1 to 747 code for a protein of 248 amino acids. Lineage: Eukaryota; Euglenozoa; Kinetoplastea; Trypanosomatida; Trypanosomatidae. The transcript has a single exon. The record is from RefSeq and is a predicted model, not a curated record.
AUGUGGCGUGCGAUGCGACGGACGCCGUGCUCGGUGCCACUGAUGACGGUGGCACGGUGGCAGUCGACCAGUGGCAAGGAUGCUGGCGUAGCUGCGGGGCCUGAUGCGAAUGGCAAUGGAGAGGCAAGCAAGGCGAACUCCACCGCCUCGGUCAAGACGCCAGAUGCGGUGAGCGGCAGCAGCACGACACAGGGCUCUGCAAAGUCAGACGCGUACUGCUUCCCUGCGGACGAGGUCUUGGACGCGGUGAAGAAGCGCGACUUUAGUGCAGUGCAGACGCACGCCACGAAGCUCGUGCAGAGUCAGUGGAGGGAGGAGUACAACGUGCCUGCCGCGUGCGUUGUUGUCUUUUUCGUAAUGUGGUAUUGGAUCGCGUGGACGCGCCGCUCCAUCCGCCGCAAGUGCGAGGCGACAGAGGCAUGCGUAAAGCAGCAGACGGAUGAGAUGGUGGAUAUUGUGCGCAACAUGACGGAGAAGUGGAAGUGCGACAUGGCUAAGGCAAACCGGCAGAUGCAAGGAAUCAUCGACAAGAACAGCGAGUUGACGCGCGACAUCGAUCGAAUGACCACCGCCCUGCGCUCCUGCUCUAUCCGACCGACGGCUGCGUCUGCUGCGGCGAUUGCGCCGACAGUGCCAGUAGUGAAGCGUGUUAAUCCGAGUGACAGCGAAGCGACUGCAGAGGCUGCUCAAACUGCUGCCGCCGAGGGCAGCGAGGCACCAGCCGCAGUGGAGGACUACAAGAACUAG